AUGCACAUGUGCUGUAUCCUUACUCUGCACUUUUCUUCAAGCAGCGAUGAUGAAUUUGAAAUGUUUUUGGUUAAAAUGAAAACUCCCAAAUCCGUGGCACGUCCAGUUUCCAAAAAACAGGAUGCAAGUUUGAAGGACUUCAUCGAUGACUCGGAUGACUACUUCUUGGACCUUAAAAAGGGAAACAGCGCAACUAAGAGUGAAAGCCGUAAGCCUUCCUGUGAAGGUGCUCAGCCCUCAAAAGGGGAGGAAGACAAGAAGCCAAAGUCAAACUCCAUUUUACUUGAGGAAACACCUUCCAGGAUAACAUCUUCUGUGAGAAGUUCUGGCAGUGAAUCAGGCAGUUGCACGCCGUCAACACAGACAAAGGAAAAGUGUAAAUCGUGCUCAGUGCCUGGCUGUUUCUUGCAAGAUCUCUCAAACCCAACAUCCCAAUAUGUGAAGUAUUUCAAAAAGAAUAAAGAGGACCUGACACAGAAGCUCUACCGUCUCUAUAACAACACCAUCUUUGAGCGGAAGUUACCAGAGAAAAUGGAAAUAAACUGGAAUAAGAAAAUGAGAAAAACAGCAGGAUAUUGUGUAACUGGGCAGACAAAAAGUCCUGAAGUGCAGCGUUAUGCUCGGAUAGAACUGUCUGAGAAAGUCUGCGACUCUGCAGACCGUCUUCGAGACACCCUAAUUCAUGAGAUUUGCCAUGCAGCCACCUGGCUGAUCAACGGUGUUCGGGAUGGACAUGGACGGUUCUGGAGAUUCUAUGCCAAGAAGUCAGCCCUGAUUCAUCCGGAGCUGCCGAUGGUGACGCGAUGCCAUACCUAUGAGAUCAAGUACAAGUUCACAUAUGAGUGUGUCUCGUGCAAAAACACGAUUGGCCGCCAUUCCAAGUCUCUGGACACGGAGCGCUUUGUGUGCGCGCAGUGCGGGGGGCAGCUGGUGCUCGCUCAGAAGGACGGUGCUCCUGCCAGGACACAGCUCACGCCCUUUGCAAAGUACGUGAAAGAAAAUUAUGGGUCUGCUAAAAAGGAGCAGGGCGGGUUGAGCCACGUAGAAGUUAUGAGAAAACUCAGUGUUGACUUUGCUCUGAAAACUAGGCUUCAGGAUUCCUUGUGA
Molecule: messenger RNA, 1107 nt
Organism: Tinamus guttatus (white-throated tinamou)
Lineage: Eukaryota; Metazoa; Chordata; Aves; Tinamiformes; Tinamidae
Source: RefSeq, a predicted model, not a curated record